CUAUUUAAGCCAAAUAACAACCAGUUUGUAGAGACUGCAGCUUACUGGAUAUUCAACCAGGCUUGUGUAGAACAGAUGCGUUGCUCUGACACCAUAGAAGAGAGAAGAUCACAAUACUGACACAACUCAAAAUAUUCCUAAAGACAUGUUUUCCAUGGACCCAGCGACUAUUCUUGUCUCCAUCGUUGUCAUCCUUUUCUUGGUCAAAGUUUACAACAACCAGAGGCAACAGAAAGGCAAAAACCUCCCUCCAGGACCCAGACCAUUCCCCCUCAUUGGAAGUAUUCAUCUAAUUGACCUAAAGAAACCUUAUAAAUCUUUUAUAGAGUUGUCCAAGCAGUAUGGUCCAGUAUACACCAUCCAUUUAGGAAUGUCAAAGAUGGUUAUCAUGUGCGGAUAUGAUGCUGUAAAAGAAGCCCUAGUCAACCACGCAGAUGAAUUUGCUGACAGACCAAGAAGUCCGUUGUUUUAUAAGCUUCAAAAAGAUCAUGGAAUUGUAUUUUCCAAUGGUGAAAACUGGAAGGCAAUGAGAAGAUUCACUUUAUCAACUCUCCGAGAUUAUGGAAUGGGGAAGAAAGGUAUAGAAGACAAGAUUAAUGAAGAAGCUGAAUGCUUAGUGCAAACCUUUAGAUCCUAUGGAGGGAAGCCAUUUGACAAUAGGACCAUCCUUAAUGCUGCAGUGGCUAAUAUAAUAGUUUCCAUGCUGCUAAAUCACAGGUUUGAAUAUGACGAUCCCACUUUGAUAUGCCUCAUGGACUCUGUUAGUGAAAAUAUAAGACUCAGGGCGAAACCUAUGGCCAGGCUGUACGACAUGUUCCCUAAAUUGAUAGAUCCUCUACCAGGAGCCCACAACAAGAUUGCUGAACUCUCUGAAAAGAUGAAUGAUUUUAUGAGAGAAACAUUUACCAAGCAGAGGAAAGACCUGGACGUGGAUCAUCACAGAAAUCUUAUUGAUGCUUUCUUGGCAAAACAGCAAGAGGGAAAGCCAGAAUCGACACUUUAUUACCAUGAUGACAACUUAAUUGCCUUGGUGAGCCAACUGUUUGCUGCUGGAAUGGAAACUACAUCCACCACUCUGAGAUGGAGCCUCCUGAUCAUGAUUAAAUACCCAGAAAUCCAAAAAAAAGUGCAAAAAGAAAUUGAAAAAGUUAUAGGCACGGCUCAACCUAAGAUAGAGCACAGAAAACACAUGCCCUAUACAGAUGCUGUUGUGUGUGAAGUUCAGCGCUUUGGUGAUAUCGCCCCAACUAGCCUUCCACAUGCAACGGCUUGCGAUAUCACAUUCAGAGGCUAUUUUAUUCCAAAGGGAUUCACUAUUAUGCCAUUGCUAUCUUCCGUAUUGAAAGACAAAGCUUACUUUGCAAAGCCUAAUGAGUUUUACCCAGAACAUUUUCUCGAUGCUGAUGGGAAUUUCAAGAAGAACGAAGCAUUCAUACCCUUCUCAGCAGGUAAGAGAAGUUGUGCAGGGGAAAGUUUGGCCAAAAUGGAGCUGUUCCUCUUCUUUACCACACUGCUGCAAAACUUCACCUUCCAGGUUCCACCCGGGACUAUUGUGGACCUCACUCCUGCAAUGGGGACUACAAAUUCUCCUUUUCCUCAGGAAAUAUGUGCUAUACCGCGCAACUAAAAUCUUCCUCCAAGAUUGUUUCUGUGACAGAAGCCACUGUCACUGUGUGUUUUGGAGGGGGCCGUGGGCUGGCCUCCUACCCACAGACUAUGGCCUAAAAGAGACUGGAGACUUGGGGACAAGCUUGCAUUGAGAUAAUGUAAUGUAAUGCUACAUCCCUUCUCCCUGACCCCCACCCCCCUCUUGUUGCUGUGUUUAAUUGUGUUGGUUCAUGGCACGUAGACAAAAAGUCUGGACUGGAGACAUCUCUCCGCAGGGGAUGUGUAAGGAGUGGCUGCCUGCUUAUCAUAAUCCCUUUAUGUUUCAA
Rana temporaria (common frog) is the source of this 1934-nucleotide messenger RNA. RefSeq names its product cytochrome P450 2K6-like. The transcript is spliced from 10 exons. The coding region runs from base 146 to 1627 and encodes 493 amino acids. Gene Ontology annotation, biological process: xenobiotic metabolic process. Gene Ontology annotation, molecular function: iron ion binding; oxidoreductase activity, acting on paired donors, with incorporation or reduction of molecular oxygen, reduced flavin or flavoprotein as one donor, and incorporation of one atom of oxygen; heme binding. Lineage: Eukaryota; Metazoa; Chordata; Amphibia; Anura; Ranidae. The record is from RefSeq and is a predicted model, not a curated record. Gene Ontology annotation, cellular component: intracellular membrane-bounded organelle; cytoplasm.